Aphis gossypii (cotton aphid) is the source of this 789-nucleotide messenger RNA. Its product is annotated as cuticle protein 12.5-like. The coding region runs from base 150 to 551 and encodes 133 amino acids. Lineage: Eukaryota; Metazoa; Arthropoda; Insecta; Hemiptera; Aphididae. The record is from RefSeq and is a predicted model, not a curated record. The transcript has 2 exons.
UUUGACUGGCACUGUUGAUCCAGUUUUGUCGGACUAUAAAACGCACAACUGUUCUUCGAAAUAGAUCACAAAUCAAUCAGCUUCUACAGUAAGCACAAUACAAUAUUAUCUCUCAUUCGCAUUUUGCAGACCAACUAAAACCAACCACCAUGAAAUCUUACGUAGCUGCCGUUUUGCUGUUGGCUCUUGCCGUCUGCGCUUUCGCCGAAGAAGCCAAGCCACAACAAGCAACCCCUGCCAAGACCACAGACAAGCGCAGCAUCUACGGACUGGGCUACGGAUACCCUGCUUACCACGCACCACUCACCUACCCAGCUGCCCCAUUGGCCCUGCCCACGACAUUCGUGUCGCCACUGAAAUACCACGCUCCAUUGUCCUACCCCCUGUCCUACCACGCUCCCCUCCCCUACCACGCACCUCUCGCUUACCACGCUCCCCUCUCCUACCACGCACCCCUCCCCUAUCACGCUCCAAUCUCUUACGCGUCCCCCUUGUCUUACCACCACGCACCAAUCUACAAGGCCCCGAUCUAUGCUCCAUCUCUCUACUAAUCAUCGAUGAUACCGCAAUCGUCAACCGAUCCGCUGCUGCAGUAAUAAGAAAAUAUCAUACACCUAAUCUGAACUAUAAUUACUACAUCGUCGGCAAUCGUAGUUUCUAGUAAAUCAUUGUUAAUAAUCAUAUCAUUUUAUUUUAUUUGUAUAUAAUUAUGUGUGCAUCAUCGUGAAAUAUUAUGUUAUGUAUUUAUUAAUGAAAUAAAAAAGAUUUAAAUUCUCUUAAAAAAAAAAA